Fopius arisanus is the source of this 7734-nucleotide messenger RNA. RefSeq names its product ankyrin repeat and SAM domain-containing protein 1A. Gene Ontology annotation, molecular function: protein binding. The record is from RefSeq and is a predicted model, not a curated record. Gene Ontology annotation, cellular component: cytosol. The coding region runs from base 132 to 4508 and encodes 1458 amino acids. NCBI's taxonomy places the organism in Eukaryota, Metazoa, Arthropoda, Insecta, Hymenoptera, Braconidae. The transcript has 18 exons.
UCAGUCGGCCCCAAGAUGGCCACGUUGGAUCAAUGAAACUCGAGUAAAUUUCGUAGUAAAAUAUCCGAAUAAUCAAGUAUUGCACAGGUGUGUCUUGAUGUGUCUGUUGGUUUGUAGUUCGUAAAUGGGAGAUGGGAAAGGAUCAGGAGCUGCUGGAGGCAGCGAGAAGUGGAAAUGUCACUGUUGUGGAGAAAAUACUUGGACAACGAGCGAAAAGGAGUGGUCCACUGGCAAGCUUACGACGAGGACCCGGAGCUAACGUGCAGGAUGCCAGUGGAUACUCAGCACUGCAUCAUGCUGCAUUAAAUGGCCACAAAGAUGUUGUGAAGAUUCUACUUCAGUAUGAGGCAUCGACGAAUGUUGUCGAUGCCAAAGGCUCAUCACCACUUCAUUUGGCAGCGUGGGCUGGUGAUGCUGAUAUCGUUCGUUUAAUUCUGAGUCAAGGGCCAUCCGUACCAAAUGUCAAUCUCGCCACAAAGGACAAUGAAACGGCUCUACACUGUGCCGCACAGUAUGGCCAUACGGAAGUCGUGUCACAGCUGCUGCAGUACGGAUGUGAUCCCAGUAUCCGUAACAGCCGGGGCGAGUCUGCACUCGAUCUCGCAGCACAAUAUGGCAGACUAGAGACUGUUCAACUACUGGUUAGAACUCAUCCCGAGUUGAUCGAGCCCCUGAGAUGUUCUUCCUCAUCCUUGAUCUUCCCUCAUACGCCCCUGCAUUUGGCAUCACGAAAUGGUCACAGGGCUGUGGUUGAGGUGUUACUGGCAUCCGGGGUGGAUGUCAACACACGCACCUCAGCAGGUACUGCUAUGCAUGAAGCAGCCCUGUGUGGGAAAAUGGAGGUGGUAAGGGCACUUUUGGAUCGUGGAGUGGAUCUUGGUAUUCGCGAUUCGAGGCAUAACACAGUUUUGGAUUUACUUGGACAAUUUCCACCUCAUGUUACACACGAUAUCACCGCAGUGAUAAAACGACAUCGAUCGUCUUCCGGAGUGGAGAGUGAUGCGGACAGUGAAAAUUUACCACCGAUACCAGUCCAGGGCAAUGACUCACUGGGUAGCCCCUAUGAGAAUGUUCGUCCUGGCGAUGAUUUAUCUCCUGGUGAAGGAUCGUCACCCACACAGUGGCAAUUUUACCACAAACCUCGGGACGAGGAUCGCCGAGUUUCCGGUACAUCUGUCAUGUCUUUGCAUUUCAGUGAUGACCAGCUGGGUGCCCAGGGAGUUGGGCAGAUGAACGAUGAUUACUCUGAUCCAAGCUCGCUGUUUGAUAGUGUACUAUUGUCAAUGUCUGAUACAAUGACCUCAAUUAAUACAUUCACAAGCUCCGAUCGAACACCCGAUGAAAGACUGUUUAACACAUCUACCAACACAACACCAGUAACAUCUGGUGACACCCUACGGGGGUCUGACAGCGGUCUCUAUCAAACACCACCGGUGCCUCGUUGCACAGAGGGUAGUUAUGCCUCGGAGGAUCUGUCCUUGACAUUGCCCCCGGGACUGAGUGGAAGGGAGUCAGACCAAUUGAGUGUCUCCUCCUCGUCCAGUAUUGGUGGAUCAAGCCGAAGGGACAGGCGUUGUUUGCCAAAUGAUUCUUGUGCCCCUGGUAUAUAUUUGCCAAUGGCACCUCUGUCGAGCUCUCUCCACAGUUCCGCAUCCAACAGCAAAGUCUCACCAACUCCACCGAAAAAGCCACCCCGAAGAAACCUAUCAGUAUCUCCAACACAUCUCCAAACCCAGAUGUCAUUAUCCGCCGAUUGUUCACUGGGUCCAAGCAAUUACGAGUAUUUAUUUUUGGCAAGAAGUGGAGCAAGGAGUCACAUAGAUCUUGAGACCCUUCAGUCCCGCAGGGAUCACUUACGUCACGUAACAAGAAGUGUAGAUCAAUACGUGGACAUGAAGGCUCGUUACAGCGAUGGUAACAAACGGCCAGAGGUCGAGCCAGUGGCAGUUACAGCAGUCUACGGUGAUAAGCUCAUCAAACUGCAAAAUCCACGGCGAAAGCUACGUCGACACGCUGAACGAGCUUACGAGAAUUAUGACUUUGAGAAUACUCCAGGUGUUGAUGUAUCUCCCUGCAGUGAGAGUGCGGUAUCCCAUGACCAGACGUUCGUAUCAAAUGCAUUUCUGACGCUGAAGUCCUCACAGGAGAGUUUACUCGAUGAUAAACGUGAAGGUGAUGGACAAUUGCUCACAGAAGCAACUGACAAAAGAUUGAAGCGCGUUCAGAUGCUAAUCCCAACAAGUCCAACACACUACAUUCAACCACCGACACCGGACCAUCCACCUCCGUCCGCGUUGCAAGCUGAGAAAUCAAUCCACGAGAGAAUUCGUCCGCUGAGUCAAGUUUAUAAACGGCGAUCUCGUGACAUGGAGACAGAAAUCGAGGAGGACUUGCUCCAGUUUCAACCUGGUGGAUCUCUAGAUGCAUCUAGCGGUUCACUCUCAAGUGUAUCAUUGUCAGAUAAGAGUAUGUCCACUGACAACGUCGAGGAGUACUUCGGCGAUGUGCCAUUCGCAGGUUUGCUAAAAGGCUCGGUCACGGCCGAACGGCCUCGCACACUUCGUCGUCUGCGAAACGUUUACGGCCAGACCGCAUGCGGAAUGGGCACCGGUGCAGACACCACUGGUGAACGGCUUGAUGAUGGUAAUGCCGAUGCAUCAAUAAGGCACAUAGAUCGAGAUGAAAAAUCCCUGAGCAUAAUGAGCCCAUUCGACGAGCAGGAGGAAUGGGCAAAAAUAUCGGAGAUCAUGGCGUCAUUCGGUACGGGUUUGGUCAGGGAAUCUGUAUUCGUCAGCGAACUCGAGAAGGAAUUCCAAUCAAGACUCGGAUUCAGUUCGGACACCAGUAGUCCAGUCGUGGUGACAGGUGUUGACCAGUGGCUAUCGAGUCUCGGUUUUGCUGAUUAUGAGUCUUUAUUCGUGAAUUAUGGCUUUGAUGACAUCGAAUUUAUCCACGGAAUCCUGGAGGAGUCAGACCUAAAAGAGAUGGGCAUAACCAGCGAUAAGGACCGAGCGGUGAUAAUGAACGCAUCAGUUCUUCUCCCAAAACGUGUAGAUAAGCACACAUCGAGCCCGCGAAUAGUCGACGAGUGGCUGAAGAUGAUUCACCUGGACAACUACAUCGAGACCUUCAAGAAACACCUCUACACCGACAUGGAGCGAGUGCGGCGAGUCUGGGAGGUAGAACUUACGACAGUUCUCGAGAUCCAAAAACCUGGCCACAGAAAACGCAUCCUGGCGUCAGUGACAGGCCCCAGUCCGCGGGGUCAACCCCGAAACGGCACUGGCCCAAAUCUCGAGGACCUCAACAAAGAUCUGAACACUCUGAAGAGCAAUAUCCAGCAGUUGAAGGAGGAGAUUAGGGAAAAAUUACCGGAGAGUCCGCAGGACAAUGGCAACGUCACUCAGACAACUGUCACGGGGACAAAUGCCGCGACUUCGGGGACAUUGAGACACAGGAAGAAUAGGCCAGCACCUCAGCCACCCCAACGUCCUAAUUCUCAUAAUGGUAAUGUUGCACCUGAACAAUUGGAGAUUCGAGCCCCUUCGGAGCUGCUCUUUGGGGUUCCAACAACGCUGAAGACACAGUGGAGACACCAGCCCAAGGCUCUAGUCACUGGCAAUGUGCAAUAUCUUGCCAAUUACUUGGGUUCCACCGUGGUGAAGGAGCUUCGCGGUACAGAAUCGACGAAAAAAUCGAUUCAAAAAUUGAAGAAAACCUGUCGAGAUCCCAGGGUCAGUCUAGGUAUCACUCUUGCCAUUUCUUACCGAGGGGUUCGGUUCCUGGACUCAGCUACAAAUGAGCCAAUCUGCGAUCACGAAAUCCGCAACAUCCACUGCGCCUGUCAGGAUGCAGACGAUCUCACUCACUUCGCCUACAUCACGAAGGACCACGCGAGUCGCACUCACUUUUGUCACGUCUUUUCUGUACCAACUAUGGACCAAGCGACUGAGGUGAUUUUAACUCUAGGUCAGGCCUUCGAGGUAGCAUAUCAAAUGGCCUUGAGGGAUAAAUUAGGAAAUCAAACGGUGAGAUCCCAGUCUGCUAAUCAAUUGGCAAGUGUUAUCAAUACCACAACGACUGUAAAAACUCCAUCAAACUCAACAUACGAUAAUCCUCAAAAUUCAAAUCCAAUUAUCACCGCUGAUUCUAAAAGCUCAAAAUCUGGUAACACUCAGCAAACGAAUGCAAAUACUUUGAAAUUCAAGUCAAAGCAAAAACAAUCGGAAAAGGCGACAAAUUCAAAUCACAAUUCUCACGUUAAUCCGGGAAACGAGUCAAAUUCACACGGGAUAAGCAUCAGUGUAGCAAGUAAUUGCACCACGGGAAAUUCCAAUGUAAGCACGAAGCCAUUGGUGACCCAUGGUCGUUCGCACUCUGUGAACGACAUAAAAAUUAAUGGGAAUCAGUUGAAGCUUGCACCAACUCCAGUUGAUGAUAUUGGUGUGGGUGUGAAGGACAUGAAAGCAGGUUCUCGUGCACCUAUCGCACUAUCCGAAGAGCUGUAAAUUUCGUCGAGAUAACAUUGGUUAUCCUUUAGCAGCUGUUCGUACGUGAAGAAGAGGAUUGCACUGAGCAAUCUUUUCUUUUUUGCUACCAGUAAUUUUUUUGGAUUUCAAUGGCCAAGCUGUGAUCAAUUAUUUAUAAACACGGAUAUUCAAGUCUUCUAGGUCAUGUGCAGCGAGUUAUUUUUAGUGUAUUGAAAAUGGUGAACGUUUGACGUGUCGUAGGAUUUAUCGAGGAUUUGUGGCUCUUUUAUGAAUAUCUUCGAAGUUCAUUUCAAGAAUCGAUCAUCUCCGGAGCCGAGGUAAGUUGACGAUACUUGAGAUGCAUAUCCACCAAAAUUCAUAUUGAUCAUUGUAUAGCAGUUGGAUAACGCUAUUUUUCGGGACAAACUGGUUGAAUCUGCCAAAUCCAUUGUUUAACAAUUUUUAUUAAAUUCAGAUGAAUACGUAAACAUUCCCAGAUAAUCAGAUUAUUCAAGGUAUAGAACACGAAUGAAUUUCGCAUAAUGCUCAAUAUUACUCUCUUAAUUAUUAGAUGAUAUAUGGAUAAUUCUCAGAUAUUGAGUAAUUAAUUGAUAAAAAAAAUUCUCAAUCUUUCAGAACGAAUAAUUUUCAUUCGUAACGAUCCUUUUCGAUGAUUUUUACAUAGUAAUCAGCCUACUUUUCGAUAUUUAAUCCUCAAAGACUGAGAAUCCUAUUGAACGAAGUCCAAGUAAUUUAUAAUAUUCGUAAUAAUUUAUGAUAUCGACGAAACAAAAAGUGUUUGAACCAUUUGCUAGGUAUUAGUUUAAAUUAAACUCUGAAAAUAUCCCCCCUCCCCCCAAAUAUCGUGGAUGGUAGGUUCGAUGCGAUAUAGUAUUAUCCAAAGAUUAAACCUCGAGUAUAGAUGAUUGUCGAUGAUUAUCGAUGGCAAUCAGAAUGAGGGAGUAAUGAAUUCAUUAAAAAAAUGGAAAAGUCUCACUGAGACUCACGGGUAUGCUUCAGUAGUGUCUGAAGGACUCUUCGAUCUGAACUUGAGAAGGGAGAAAAUUUUUUAUUGUUAAAAAUAAAUCCAGCGAAACGGUCCUAGAAUUUCAAAAGUAGCGAAUGUGCAUUAAAUAUAUUAAAUACUGGAGCAUGAUUACGACUUACAAUUAUGACCAAAAAUAGAGGGAUGGAGUGUUGGGGCUCAUCCAAGAGUAAAAUUGAACGAUUUAGAUCGGUGAAUUAGGAUAUAUAGUUCUAGAAACCAAAGAGGCGUAUUUGAGACAUUUAACCGAAAUGUUCAGAUUAAAUGAGUCAGGUACUCACAGUAAAUUGAAUAAGUUGUACUCGAGGAAAAUAAAAACUGCCAAAUAAAUAAAUAAAUCACCUCCAGUUGUGAAACGUACGCACACGUGUUGCAUUAAAUACAUUCAUCGAAAAUUUUUUGAAAACCAUUGGGGUUUCGUUAUGAAAUUUAGAGUAAGAAAUAGCAGCACUCACCAAAGCAUUCAUAGAAAAUUGUAUACUGUAAAGUAAGUGUGAAGGGAUGAAUACAUCAACAUGCUAGACAUAUUUCUUACAUAUUUCUGACGACUUUCAAUUUAUAUUAGAUUAUUCUCAAGUCCAUUUGAAAUUUCAUAUUGCCAUAGAAUGAGAAUCAAUUUUCUGGGGAAUUAUUCGUUCUACAUCCGUUAUGUUUCUUCGAUCUUUCUCCUGAUUGAUAAUUUUUCUGAGAGUCGUGUACGUGAAGAAGAAAUAAAAACGAGUAGUUGUCGAUCAAAAUAUCACGGACGAUUCUAUCGUGAAAAGUUCUUCUCAUGUACCUUUGCCCGUUCUUGGGAUGAAAUUCGCUCUUGAUUUCUCAAAGAUUCAUCAGACAUUAAAAAGUACCUAGGAGUUAUAGAUGUACGCUCUGUACGAUAGCUAAAUCGUCGCCAAAACUCGGAUGAAUCAGCUCGGCUAUACGAGAUUAACUAAGAGAGACGUUUUACAUUCUCAGAAGACAUCUCCCCAUUCAUAUCCCCUCGGAUCACCGAUUCUCCAUAAAACAUGUUCUUUUGAUGUUGAGUCACUAUCGUAAAUGAAACGUCAUUAACAUCGCGACUCCCUCAGCCUUGAUGCUAUCGAAAUGAAAGGUCAAAACCGAGCUCUUGAAUUUCUUUAAUUUCAAAAAAACUCUUUCACCAACAUUUCCAACUGGUGAAUGCCAAAGUUUCGAGAUAUUUCGACGAGCCCUCCGAACAUUCACGAACCAUUUCCAUUCAUAUCUCCCUAGAAUUCGAAAACACAAGUCGCAAGUGGAUGAAUAAGUAAUUCACGAAUAACACAAUUUCCAUUUACAAAAAUCUCGUAUCCGCGAGCUGAUUCGAGGGUUUGAAUGAUGCAUAUUAUUGUAAUUCAACAUUUAUACAUCGAGCUUGCAUUAAAUAAAUAAAACACUUGGAGAUGUCAUGCGAGGAGAGGAGAACAAUUUGUGUAGUCAUGUGUAGAAAAACUAAAUCGACGAUUAUUUCUUUCAAUAGUGUUUAUCGUAACGACAGCUCAAGGGGGUGUGGGUGCAGUAUUGUUGUGCAUUAUUUCGAGCACAGGAAACAGGGAGUGAAACAGUUUCAGGGUUUAGAAAUGCACAAGUAGGGGAAACAGGGGUUGAAUUGGUUACGCUCGAUAGUGACUCUUUGAGUAGCUGUACCCCCCAUAUUCGCUUCAACCCAAUACAACAGCAAUACGAUUAUUAAACAUCUAUUCUCACCAUCUUUGUCGCGUAUAUCUCGCUAAAGAAUAGUGUAUUGUAGAGGAAAAGUCAUUAUUCAUUGAAAAGCUAUUAUUACUUGAGAAAUAGAUAAUUAAGACGAACUUGCCACUUUCUAUUCUCUACUCGAUAAAAAAAAAAAACAAUUUGUGACAAUAUCUGUACUUCUUGAUGUUACUUGUAUCAUGUAAUUACCAAAAAUUGUUCGUACGUGACAAUUAAAUAGAGUUUAACAGGUGAAUUAUCACGUUUAAUGAUAAUUGAAUUAAAAGGUAUACACUAUGAUGAGAAAUCUAUGACCCAAAUUUGAUUUUUCAACGGCACGAAUGAGAAUUUCGUGUAAUUUAAAAUUGUGAUGGCUGGAGUUUGUGAAUUGGAACACUAGUUCCUAGGAUAUAGUGAUAAAACGAUAUUUCAUAUGUGAAUUAUUAAUCGCGCCGACGCUGGAUGUGAUAACUGAUUGGAAAUACUUGAGGGUUAUGAGAAAGAUAUGAUUGUAGACAGAUAAUGAGAUGA